AUGGCGGAACAAGAGGACUUCUCCUCCUUGCCCUUGCCCGACCGGUUCGCUCACAAGAACUGGAAAGUCCGCAAAGAAGGAUACGAAGAUGCUAAAGCACAAUUCGAAAAGAGCCCCGAUGAAUCACACCCGGUAUUCGUGCCAUUUAUACAAGAUCCCGGCCUUUGGAAAGGGGCGGUCGCAGAUUCCAACGUCGCCGCACAGUUAGAAGGUCUUGCAGCAUACUGUGCUUUCUUGAAGUUCGGAGGAGUCCAGGCCUGCACGAGAACCCGCGGAUUUACAGUUGGCCCAAUUGCAGAGAAAGGUCUCCCAUCUACACGACCAGCCGGUAAAGCUAGCGCCCAAGAAGCCCUGUUAUUAUGUGUGGAGUUGGAUAAGGCCGAUCCGGUGAUGGAGGAACUCUUGCCCACACUUUCUCACAAAGUACCCAAGGUGGUCGCCGCAUCACUCGCAGCCUUAACCACCAUCUAUCACAAUUUCGGCUGCAAAAUUGUCGACCCGAAGCCAACCUUGAAGGCACUUCCCAAGGCUUUCGGUCAUGCCGAUAAAAAUGUUCGCGCGGAAGCACAGAACCUUACUGUGGAACUCUACCGGUGGCUUCGGGAGGCCAUCAAGCCUCUGUUCUGGGCCGAUUUGAAACCAGUGCAACAAGGAGAUUUGGAGAAACUAUUCGAAUCUGUAAAACAGGAACCCACGCCGAAGCAAGAGCGAUUCACCCGCGUACAACAAGAUGCCAUGGCGGCGGCCAGUGCCGCACCAGCUGGCGAGGAGGGCGAAGAACAAGCCGGUGAGGAGUUUGACGACGAGGAGGAUGGAGUGGUUGUUGAUGCCUUUGACCUGGCCGAACCCGUUGAUGUCAUGAAGCAAGUCGCUGCUGACUUCCAUGAUCAAUUGGCCUCAUCAAAAUGGAAGGACCGCAAGGAAGCCUUGGAUGCCCUCUAUAACGUUCUCAACGUACCGCGGAUCAAAGACGGCCCCUACGAUGAUAUCAUUAGAGGGUUGGCCAAGUCCAUGAAGGAUGCCAACGUUGCUGUCGCCACGGUGGCUGCGAACUGUGUGGACGUGUUGGCCAAGGGUCUGCGAAAUGGAUUUUCCAAAUACCGAAGCGCCAUCAUGGUACCCAUGUUCGAACGUUUGAAGGAAAAGAAGCAGACUGUCGCAGAUGCUAUUGGCCAGGCAUUGGAUUCCGUCUUCGCUACGACAACCCUUUCCGAAUGUUUGGAAGAAAUCUUCGAGUACCUCAAGCACAAAAACCCGCAGAUCAAGCAGGAAACCGUCAGGUUCCUGAUCCGCUGCUUGCGCACAACUAGGGCUGUACCAUCCAAGCCAGAACAGAAAGCUAUUGCUGAUGCCGGCACAAAGCUGUUGACAGAGUCAGCCCCAGCAGUCCGUGAAGGAGCUGCUGAAAUUCUGGGUACAUUGAUGAAGAUCCUGGGUGAACGCGCCAUGAACCCAUAUCUCGAUGGACUGGACGAAAUUCGCAAAACCAAAAUAAAGGAAUACUUUGGAGCUGCCGAGGUCAAAGCCAAGGAACGCCCGAAGGCCAUUAUAGCACCCCCCAAGCCCCCUGCCCCGGUUGGUAGGAAGGUCGUUGGCAAGAAGCCGGCGGCAUCAGGACUAAAGAAACUUGCCCCGGCAGCUGCACCGCCUGCUCCAGAAGAACCCGUGGCCAAGCCUGCACCCAGAGCCCUUCCUUCGAAGCUUGGUGCUCCCAAGGCUGGCGGCCUUCCGACUCCUGGAUCUGGUCUCAAACUUCAACGUAAGCUUGCUGGCCCUGGAUCCGCCGCAUCUCCAAGAAGAGUCGCUGCGCCUCAACCCCUAGAGGAAGAUGUGGCCCCUCCUCCCGCCGCUCCAAAAUUCGGUCUUGGUCGUGGCCUUGCGGGCCGUCCCAUCGCCAGGCCAUCAGCGCCUGCUGAGCCUACACCUGCCCCUUCACCUGCUGUCAAUGCCAUGGCAGCCGCCGAGCGUGCCGAGUUGGAGGAACUACGGGCAGAAAAGGAAAAUCUCAGCCGGUCCAUCGAAGAUAUGAAGUCUGAGCGCUCGAGGCUCAACUCAACGAUCACCGAACUUCAGAACCAGAAUGCACAGCUGAUCGAAGACCACACACGAGAUGUCUUGAGCAUCAAGGCUAAAGAAACUCAACUUGUUCGAGCAAGAAGUGACGCCGAAGCCGCGGAGGGCAGUGUUCAAAAACAGCAGAGAGAGAUCGAAAGAUUGAAGCGUGAACUGUCACGAGCACUUCGCGCAUCUGCUAUGAGCCCACCCAACGCUAUGUCUGAUGCUGGUAGCAUAGGUAUGCCGGAGACGAACUCCAUGUAUCAAGACCACAUGGGCAAUAGUGUCGCACGGUCUGGACUUCACAUAGGAAAUCGCUUUGAGAGCUCGCGUCCUCGAAGCUAUGCCUCCAACGAGGACAAAGAAAACAAUGGCAUGGAAUCACCAGGACUCAGCGGUCGUAAUGGUGGCCUAGGCCGACGCAACUUGAGCCCUAGUACCUACAGCUACCCGGUUGUUGGCAGUCCCACGCGCUCAUCUACUCGAAACUCCUCCACGCAUCUCACCGAAGAUGAACACCGGGCUAAAUCAAACGAACCAGCAGAGAAUUGGAAACGAGCCGCGGAAGUCACCAGCCAAUUGAAGGCUAGAAUUGAACAAAUGAAGGUUAGUGACUCUUUGCUCCCCCAAGAUACAUAUAUAUUUGGUCCGGCUCCUAACAAAGAUGAAAAUAGGUACGCCAAGGGCUUACACGACCUCCCGCCCAACGUUAAUGACCAAAUGACCGCGAUCACGUUUAUGUUUCCUUCACAUUAUACACCUUCUUCGCUUGCUUUGCUUUGA
Penicillium paradoxum is the source of this 2838-nucleotide messenger RNA. RefSeq names its product putative spindle pole body component. Gene Ontology annotation, molecular function: microtubule plus-end binding; microtubule plus end polymerase activity. The coding region runs from base 1 to 2838 and encodes 945 amino acids. Gene Ontology annotation, cellular component: spindle pole; microtubule plus-end; centrosome. The transcript has 3 exons. The record is from RefSeq and is a predicted model, not a curated record. Gene Ontology annotation, biological process: mitotic spindle organization; establishment or maintenance of microtubule cytoskeleton polarity; microtubule polymerization. NCBI's taxonomy places the organism in Eukaryota, Fungi, Ascomycota, Eurotiomycetes, Eurotiales, Aspergillaceae.